Messenger RNA from Acaulospora morrowiae, 799 nucleotides. Lineage: Eukaryota; Fungi; Glomeromycota; Glomeromycetes; Diversisporales; Acaulosporaceae. The record is from the annotation of a GenBank genome assembly.
AUGUAUUUUAUUUAUACGGAAUUAGCAGAAGUUGGUAUGCUUUCUCUGUACCCAUCCUCUGCUUUUCAUCUCCAUCUUUCAAUGGGAUUCUAUCUUCUUUCAGAUCAUCCUCUGCUUUGGUAUCGCAGUCGACUGCAAUUCCUUGCUUUAUCUUUUGAGAUAUGCAAAGAACUAAAAUCUCAGGCUGUUGUUAAUUUUUGGAAGAAUAUUGGCAACCUCCAAAAUAAAGCCAGGCUCGACGAAGAACUAAAUAGUAAUUUAACUUAUGAGCCCGUUGAUAGCGAUAAGACUGUUUCUAGUUCAAUUCACAUGAGGAUCUCGAGGAGUAUUAAUGUAAAUCUUACCGAGGAGCCAUUCCAUUUUACGGAAGUGGAUGAAUAUACUCGUAGAGUCUUCGAUACUUGUAAUUGUUGUUGGUAUGAUGAUAUUAUAAGAUGGACAAGCUUACCCUUAACUAAUAUCAUUGAAAUCAUAACAUUUUUUGUCAUGAAACACGGUCAGAAUAUUUUUCUCAACGACCAGCUAACGAGUCAACAUUCCGUGCAAGCAGAGGGUAAAAGACGUAGAAUUGGAUCAAAGGUUGGUAGUAUUGCGUCCUUCGUUAGCAAAGACGACAAUGAACUUCUUAUUUUUGAAUUAUCUGGAGCACCGACCCGGCUUCCAGUUAGACACACAGGAGAUGACAAAAUUAAACUCGAUGAAUACAUGGUGGACGCGCUCAAUAAUCUCCUCGAUUACUUUAAGGAAUGCGAAUUUGAGCUGACCAAAAAGCUCAAGGUAUUUGGAUUUCAGACAGAAG